Messenger RNA from Amborella trichopoda, 3534 nucleotides. It is a transcript of the gene TCP20, whose product is annotated as TEOSINTE BRANCHED 1, cycloidea, PCF (TCP)-domain family protein 20. The record is from RefSeq and is a predicted model, not a curated record. Lineage: Eukaryota; Viridiplantae; Streptophyta; Magnoliopsida; Amborellales; Amborellaceae. Gene Ontology annotation, cellular component: nucleus. Gene Ontology annotation, molecular function: DNA-binding transcription factor activity; sequence-specific DNA binding.
AAAGAGGAAAACAGUCCACCUGCAGUAAUUUGGGGGGUCAUUCUUUCAGUUUCGCUCUCACUCCUGCUAUAAACGGCGAAUACCCAUGAAUUCUUAAGGCUUUCAGGACCCUCUCUUCACUCCACUUUCUAUCUCUAACCCACCAACCCUUUUGAGGCCCUAACUUUCUCUCUCUAACCCACCCAAAUGGAUCCAAAGUCCUCAAAGCUCCCGCCCCAUGAAGUUCCCAAGUUCCAUCAAGCCCUUGGCCUCCAGCCAGAGAAGAGAGAGAACAGCAACUCCACCAAAGGUGGUGGAGAACCCAGAGAUUUGCCGAUAGUUGAGGUGAUGAGUGAGAAAGAGGAAGCAAAGAAACAGUUAGCCCCAAAAAGAAGCUCAAACAAAGAUAGACACACAAAGGUGGAUGGAAGAGGAAGAAGAAUAAGAAUGCCUGCUCUUUGUGCGGCUAGGAUCUUCCAAUUGACAAGAGAAUUGGGGCAUAAAUCCGAUGGAGAAACCAUUCAAUGGCUGCUUCAACAGGCUGAGCCAUCAAUUAUAGCGGCGACCGGUACGGGGACUAUUCCAGCUUCUGCCCUAGCCUCUGCAGGUCCCAUGGCUAACCAAGCAAGCUCUGCUUCGUCUGGUUCAAAAAUGGAGGAAUUGGGUAAUAGAGCGAAUUGGACAAUGGUGAGUAAUCUCCAUAGAUCUCCACUAACGAGUAGCUUGUGGCCUUCAGUUGGGGGAUUUGGGUCUGGUUUUCUUCACCACUCUGCACCAUCUAGUUCGAAUUUAGGGAGCGAGAACGCGAGCUUUGUGCCUCGAAUUGGGUUUUCGGGGUUCGAAAUGCCGAGCUCUCAUUUAGGUCAUAUGAAUCUUAGCUCUAUUUUGGGCAAUACCUCAGGUGGUGGAAACCAUAAUCAGCAACUUCCUGGUUUAGAGCUUGGUCUUUCACCUGAUGGCCAUAUUGGGGUUUUGAGUACACAGGCUUUGAGCCAAUUUUAUCAGCAAAUUGGGCAGAGUAGAGGGGGAAGCAUGCAUCAUCAGCAUCAAAAUCAGCAGCAGGGUCCUUCUUCGAAGGACGAUUCUCAGGGUUCCAGACAGUAGAUAGAAAGUGUGAAUUUUGGGAAAAAAUUUGGUGGGUUUGAGAGGACAUCAGGGGUUGAAUUUUCCAGCUAUUUUCUCCGCCCUCUCUCUCGAUGCGCAGGGUUCUAGUGUUUCCUAUGCAGCCCAAGACCUAUCAAUGGCUUUUGUGUGGAAAUUUGUGGUAUGCCCUAGUUGGCCCUGCAAUUUCUCCUCCAUCUCUGCAUAAGCUUUGCCAAAUUCACCCAGUAUGGUUGAACCAGGAAAGCUGAAUAGCUUGCGAUUGCCCCCUAUUUUGAGGUUUGUUUUAGAGGUGUGUUUAUAAGAUUUUAUAGCCAUUAUUGAUCAUUUGUUUCUAGUUAUAGGUGGCUUUCUGAUUGGCUUUGUGUGAGAAGGAAUUAAAAGGCCUGUAACUUUGUGUGGGAAGGAAUUAAAAGGCUUUGACCUUUAGAAUAUUUGAGUUACUGUAAAAAUUCUCAUAAAGUAGAACGAUGACAUUGUAUUUUAUUAUGGUUGAUAAUCAGUAAAUUUAAAUACUGGUUUGAGGGGUUUUGUAUACUUCUCUGAUUCAAUAUUCAUCCUUUAAUAUUUAGAUUUUAAUCGCACUUCAACCGGAGUUUUGUAUACUUCUCUGAUCCAAUAUUCAUCCUUUAGGAUUUAGAUUUUGAUCACACUUCAACUUUUUGCAUGGCGCUUAAUUUUGUUGUCAUCGUUGUCAUCAUGAUCAUAGUUCUUUGUAUACUUCUCUGAUCCAAUAUUCAUCCUUUAGGAUUUAGAUUUUGAUCACACUUCACCUGUUUGCAUGGCAUUUGCAUAGUUCUGAGUACUUAUAUAUUCUUAAUUUUGUUGUCAUCGUUGUCAUCAUGAUCAUAUCAUAGUUCUGAGUUAAUAUGCAUUCCUAAUUUUGUUGACAAGAUGGUUAACACCACCAUCGCACCUCACAUGUCUGUAACCACUAUCACACUUGUCUUCAUUAACCAUUCACCAUCAUCAUUGUCAUCAUGUUCAUGCCAUCGGAGUCGUAGCUAUCUUUAAAAACUGAUUUAUCAAACCACUCAACAUGUAGGGCUCAAAAAUUGAAGGAGCAAUUUUCGAUUUUUCACCCAUCAAAACCAGAAGUGUUUUUUUUUUGGUAAUAUUGUUAUUUUCAAAUGCUAAUAUCGUAGUUAAAAUCAUUUACUUAUUUUCAUUCGGAAAAUUUCUCAAACCACGUUCAAGAGUUUCACAACUUCACAUUUCAUUCUAUCCCUUUGACCUACACUCCUACUUUCUGAAUGCCCUUACAAAAGAGACAUCAUGGCUCAAAAAUUGAUGCAGGGGUAAUUUUCAAUUUUUCUCCUCCAUCAAAACCAAAACCAAAUUAGUUUUCUUUUUUGUAAUAUUAUUAUUUUCAAAUACUAAUAUCAGUUAGCGUGUAUACUAUGUUCCCACGUGCUCAAAGUUUACAUUUAUUCCCUUAUUCGAGUGACUGAAGCGUAUUUUGUUGAUAUUAAAUUUUGGAAUCCAAUUUGGAAUUACAGGAUGAGUAUAUAUUUAGUAGAAAAUAAAAGAGGAUUUUGAAUAGCUAAACACUUAGAUCUAUCAUCCAAAGUUGGACAGUUUGUGUGUAAUCUGAGUGCAUAAAUUUUUUCUCAUAGCAUUCUUUUUUUCUUUUAUUGUGUUUGCUAGUUUGAGUAGGUCAUAUCCCCAAAAUUUGUGUUAUAAAAGUACUCUUAGCUAGAAUUUGCUUAGUGAGCAAACGAGCAUUUUGCUAUUGCGGAUAUAAUCUUUUUCAUAAAUUAUUUGGUUAUGGAUUGCCAAAAUUUGAAAUUGCCCCACCAACCAUUUCUAACCCAUUAUGAUGUGUCCUUCAAGGGCUAGCCCUUAGUCUGUGUGUAAUUUGAGUGCGUAAAUUUUUUGUCAUGCAGUUCUUUUUUUUUCUUUUAUAAUUUUUUGUUAUGCAGUUCUUUUUUUUCUUUUAUGCUGUUUGCUAGUUUUAGUAGGUCACAUCCCCAAAAGUUGUGGUAUAAAAGUACUCUUAGCUAGAAUUUGAUUGAGUGAGCAAACGAGCAUUUUGCUAUUGCAGUAUAUAAUCUUUGUCAGAAAUUAUUUGGUUAUGGAUUGCCAAAAUUUGAAAUUGCCCCUCCAACCAUUUCUAACCCGUUAUGAUGUGUCCUUCAAGGGCUUUUAGAAAUUAGUACAAAAGAAAUAGGUGAAAUAUUAAAUAGUAAAUAUUGCAUAGUUUUGUGGUGGUUUGAUAAAUUUCCUAUUGCAUUAUUUCAUUUUGGGCACUGAUUAGGCUUGCCCUUAGUCAAGAAAAAUAACUCUAUACAAAAAUAUUUGUUUAAGCAUCAUUUGAUCACCAUCAUCGUCAUCACCAUCAUAAUAAUUAUCAUGAAUUAUGUUGCAUUAGGGAAUGCUUUAUUUUCUUGCCUUUUCUAUUGCGUUUGCUUGUGUAAUUUCAUUUGUCCACUUUUUUUUUUUUUGGAUUGUAUA